AUGCUUCAAAACGGAGGACAUCUUUUUAAAAUUGGUGCUUUGGCUGCUCAAAAUGUUGAACAACGCAUGGGAAUGGCUACAUUAAAGGAUAUUUCAAUUCGUUUGAAAUCAGUCAAAAAUAUUCAAAAAAUCACUAAAUCUAUGAAGAUGGUAGCAGCUGCUAAAUAUGCUAAAGCUGAACGUGAAUUAAAAGGUGCUCGUUCUUUUGGACAAGGAGCCAAAGCUUUCUAUGACAAUAUCCUAUCAGAAAGUACUGGUGAUAAUGCUGAAGCCAACAAGAGAUUACUUGUACUCAUGACAUCAGACAGAGGUCUAUGUGGUGGUGUUCAUUCUUCUAUUGCUAAGGAAGCAAAGAGUAUUCUCAACAACAAAAAAGAUGGAGUUGAUUAUAAAAUAGUCGCUAUUGGAGAUAAAGCUAAACUUAGUCUUCAACGUUAUUUCUCAGAAUAUUUCCUUCUUUCAGGUAACGAGAUUGGUCGUGCCCCACCAACAUUUGAAGAUGCUUCUAUUGCCGCUGAAGCUAUUAUGAACUCAGGAUAUGAUUUUGACACUCUUGAUAUCAUUUUCAAUCGUUUUAAAACUGUUGUUUCUUACGAUACAUCAAAGAUUCAAGUUCUUCCUUUAGAGUCAAUUAAGAAAAAUGAAAAAUUGAAUGCCUAUGAUUCAUUGGAUGAUGAUGUUCUUCAGUGUUAUACUGAAUACUCUCUUGCUCAAAUGAUUUAUUAUGCCAUGAAAGAAUCUGCUACAUCCGAACAAUCAUCUCGUAUGACUGCUAUGGAUGGUGCUUCUAAGAAUGCCGGAGAAAUGAUUGAUAAACUUACACUUCAAUUCAACAGAACCCGUCAAGCUGUCAUUACAAGAGAACUUAUUGAAAUUAUUUCUGGAGCUGCCUGUGUUUAA
This is a messenger RNA of Strongyloides ratti, 900 nucleotides long. Its product is annotated as ATP synthase subunit gamma, mitochondrial. Gene Ontology annotation, biological process: proton motive force-driven ATP synthesis. NCBI's taxonomy places the organism in Eukaryota, Metazoa, Nematoda, Chromadorea, Rhabditida, Strongyloididae. Gene Ontology annotation, molecular function: proton-transporting ATP synthase activity, rotational mechanism. The record is from RefSeq and is a predicted model, not a curated record. The transcript has 2 exons. The coding region runs from base 1 to 900 and encodes 299 amino acids.